Akanthomyces muscarius is the source of this 1197-nucleotide messenger RNA. RefSeq lists its product as uncharacterized. The record is from RefSeq and is a predicted model, not a curated record. The coding region runs from base 1 to 1197 and encodes 398 amino acids. Lineage: Eukaryota; Fungi; Ascomycota; Sordariomycetes; Hypocreales; Cordycipitaceae. Gene Ontology annotation, cellular component: nucleolus; nucleoplasm. The transcript has a single exon.
AUGUCUGCGCCGCCAAGUUGGUUAUUCUCCAACAACAACGACACCACGACACCUGCGACGGCCAAUCCCAUACCGACUCCAGACCGCCGUUCCACCAAAACGAUGGCAAAGAAGACCAGCACUGCCGCGACCCCGGCGGUCCCGGCUCUGCUGAUGGACAUGGUGGAAAAGUUCCUCAAGGACAAUGCCUUCUCCGCCGCGCACAAGUCUUUCCGCGAGCAGCGCAAGGCCCAGAACCUGGCCACCAAAGACAAGGACGCAGCGGCCGCGGCGCCCGCCCUCGUCGACGUCUUUGCCUCGUGGCAGGAGGCUGCGGCCAAGAGCGACGACGCCGACGACGACAGCGAUGACGAGAGCUCGGACAGUUCGGACAGCAGCGACAGCUCCGACGACGAGGACGCCGACGAUAGCAGCAGCAGCGACGAGGAGGUGGUGGUGGUCGAGGUGAAGCAAGAGCCGACCAAGUCGCUGAAGCGCAAGGCGCCGGAGAGCGACAGCUCCGAUAGUGACGACUCGUCCGACUCUGACUCGGCUUCGGACUCGAGCGACAGCUCCGACGACGAAGACGACAAGAAGAAGCCCCAGGCCAAGAAGCAAAAGACAAAAACGGCCGCCAAGGAGGACUCGUCCGACGACGAGAUGGACGUGGACUCCUCUGAUAGCGACAGCGACAGCGAUUCGUCCGGCUCCGACUCCGACUCUGAUAGUGACUCUAAUAGCGACAGUGACUCGUCCGACUCUGAAGUUGAAAAGGCCGCCGCCGUCGCCCUCCCCGACAGCGACUCGUCUGACUCCGACUCCGACUCUGAUUCCGACUCCUCCAGCUCAGAAGAAGACGAAGAAGAGAAGCCCAAGCCCAAGGCCAAAAAGACCAAAGCCAAAAAGGACUCGUCCGACUCUUCUGUGACGCUCGACCGCGCCUCGCCCGCCCCUCUCCCUCCUGUGCCCACCGCCGCCACGACUACCAAGCGCAAGCACAACGAGCCCUUUUCGCGCAUCAAAAAGGACAUUCAGGUCGACCCCAAGUUUGCCUCCAACGAAUGGGUGCCCAUGGACUACUCGCAGCGCGCGCACGAGGAUCUCAUCAUCACCAAGGGCAAGGGCUUCACAAAAGCCAAGAACAAGAUGAAGAAGGGCAGCUUCCGCGGCGGCAUGAUUGAUAUCACUGAGAAAAAGGCCGUCUACUUUGAGGACUAA